CACUCUCAGACGAAAUGGCCGCUGUCGCUGUCGCAGGAGGGAGCCCAGCCGGCCUUCCGCUCAUCCGCGCCAUCUUCUUUGCCGAGUUUCACUUCAUCACUGGACCCAAGAUCACCUACCAAGUGCCGGAAGGGUUUAUCGGGCAGGACGUCUUUGACGCGAUUCACGAGUACAUUAUCACCAAGCCACAGCUCUGCGACAAGCUGAUCUCAAUAAACGCUGCCGGAUUUACAUUCGUUGGACAUCCCGUCGCCAUUGAAAAUAAAAAGUACGAGCGAAACGCGCUCCUGUUCAACCUGGGCUUUGUCUUUGAUGCCGGCGUCGAGAUCAAGGCGUUCGAGCCGACCAUUCGCAAGAUUGCGCACUAUUUGUACUCGAUGGAGAUUGAAAGCGAGUUCAUCUACAAGCCCGAGAGCAAGAGUCGGAUUGCCACCAUCAUUCAGCAAAUGUACAUUGAGUUGAAUGCCGACAGAUAUUCUGUCAUUCCUGUUGACGAUGCCAACACAUUCCAUCUGAAAGUCGUUCCACUACUUCCCGACCCAGCAGAUGUGCCAGAUCAUAAAGUACCCAUUUUCAUCGCAGAACGCCGCCGCUUUGCCUCCGAGGCGUGGGACUUGACCAUGCAACAAAUCCUUCCGCACAUUGACGGAAUCAACCAUGUUAAGCGCAUCGCCGUGCUCUGUGACGUAGACAUUGAGCUUGUCCGGCAGUGUCUUCAGCAUUUGUUAUACUACGGAAUUAUUAUCUUGAUUGACAUUUUUCAGUACGGAAACCGGUACUCUGUCACGUCACUCGUAUCCAAGCUGGCCUCGAGUGCGCUGUUGCAGCACCAAUGCGCCAGCUUUAUCAUGCAAUGCGGAGCGGUUCCGCCAAACUUUCCAAUCAUCUUCUCGUUGUACUGCAAGCUAUCGGCCGAUUUGCAGUACAAGGAUUUCUGCAUGGACUACAAUCUGAAUAGCUUCCAUAUUGACGAAAGGCGUUUCAUCCAGUUUGGACUGAUUCACCAGUUCAUCCAUACGCUGCACGAGUACCCAGUGCGCACUGAGCCAACGCGAGAAAUGGACGAGAGCAUGCCAACCGUUCCUGCAUCCAUUCUCAAAUACCUGGACGGCAAGCGGAAUAUGGACGAGAUUUGCUGUGCGCUUGGGCGGAGUCGUCGUGAAGUGGAAGAUGCGAUUUCGGACGAUCCAUUUACGCUGGUCAUUCCAAAGUGACCAAUGGAACAACGAAAUCUUGACACAGCGAGUCCGAUCUCUUUUUGUAUUGCAUACACACAGUUUAAUCACAGUUUCAGUCUUGAU
Capsaspora owczarzaki ATCC 30864 is the source of this 1301-nucleotide messenger RNA. RefSeq lists its product as hypothetical. Gene Ontology annotation, molecular function: GTPase activator activity. Gene Ontology annotation, biological process: positive regulation of autophagy; negative regulation of TORC1 signaling. The transcript has 8 exons. The record is from RefSeq and is a predicted model, not a curated record. Gene Ontology annotation, cellular component: GATOR1 complex; vacuolar membrane. Lineage: Eukaryota; Filasterea; Ministeriida; Capsasporidae. Bases 15 to 1214 code for a protein of 399 amino acids.